Messenger RNA from Amorphotheca resinae ATCC 22711, 1647 nucleotides. RefSeq names its product glycoside hydrolase family 79 protein. The coding region runs from base 40 to 1647 and encodes 535 amino acids. Lineage: Eukaryota; Fungi; Ascomycota; Leotiomycetes; Helotiales; Amorphothecaceae. The transcript is spliced from 3 exons. The record is from RefSeq and is a predicted model, not a curated record.
UCAGUCCAAGAUCUCGAGAACAUACGAUCAUUUUCCAGCAUGGCGAAGUCAUUGUCCGUUCUAGCGCUUGCCUGCUCUUCGCUGUUCUCGGGCUUGGCCCAGGCCCAGAUCUCUCCUGUUGUCGUAAACAGUACGCCGGUAAACGCAAGUGCGCCUAUUCCAGAAGCAUUCGUUAGCUUCUCAAUUGAGUUUGCCUUCUUUCCAGACUAUGCUGGGAACCUUUCACACCCGAACCGCUUCUCGGACAACCUGCUCCAGAACAUCGGAAGCUUGAUGGGAACCAAGCCCCAUAUUCGAGUUGGAGGCAACACUCAAGACUACGCACUAUACAAUGCCAGCCUUAAAGAAGCCAUCAAUGGAACUUACAAUCUCGCGAGAUCUGCAGAUUAUCCCACCACAAUCUACAUCGGACCCUCAUUCUUCGAAUCCUAUCGGACCUGGCCCAAUACCAAAUUCUCUCAUGGUUUCAAUCUAGGGCUUGGAGCUAACAAUACUGCUGGAUGGGAGACACUACUAGAAACUGUACCAUUGGCAUGUAAAGCUCUCAGCGGUGGAAAGCUUCUCGUGUGGGAGUAUGGAAAUGAACCGGAUCUCUUCUCCACUUCCUCUCAAGGACCUGUUCGACCACCUUCUUGGAAUGAGCAAACAUAUGUCUCCCAAUGGCUCAACGGAACCCGCGCAAUCAAGAGUCAACUGGCUAAAGCUUGCCCUGAGAUGACGUCGAACGCGACCUAUGGAUACAUGAGUCCAUCAUUCGCGGGAACUAACAAUCACCUGAAAGCGGCUACAGCCUUUGCGGACAACCUCGAUGCAGAUGAAGACAUCAAGCUUAUCUCCAUUCACAACUACAUCGGCGGCGCCACCCAACCCGGCGUAACGCUCCAAGGAACCCUCAUGAACCACAGCUCCACCGUGCACUCCAUUUCCGCACAUCUAGCCCUGCGCAACAGCCUCGGCUACACCGGCAUCCCCUACAUCCUUGGAGAGACCAACUCCCUGUACAACGAAGGGGCUCCCGGCCUCUCGAACGCCUUUGGUGCUGCUCUCUGGGGCGUAGACUUCAACCUCUGGUGUGCGUCGCAGGGCAUCAAGCGCACACACAUGCACCAAGGCACCGACUACCGCUACGCCGCUUGGCAACCCGUCGCGACCAACAAGACGACCAUCGGCACCAAGCCGCCGUACUACGGCAAUAUCGCCGUCGCCGCCAUGCUGGGCAACCUCGCGCAGCACUCGGUGCAGAUCUCCAACCUGCCGCUGCCUUCUGAGUUCGAGAGCGCCUACGCUGCCUACGAAAACGGGCGCCUGGAACGCAUCGCCGUGCUGAACAUGCGCGAAUACAACUACACCGUCAAUGGGACCUCGAGCAUCCCCAAUCCCGUGCCGCGCCCGAGCCAGACCUAUACCUUCCAGCUUCCCCACGAGUGCGUCGGGGUCGCCAUCAAGAGACUGUACGCGAACGGCAGCGAUGCCGUCUCGGGCAUCACGUGGGAUGGCUGGAGUUACAACUAUGAAUUGGAGCAGGGCAAGGCGGUGCGCUUGCAGAACGUCACUACGGGCGAAACGGCGUCGGUAAAGCGCGGCUCUGUGAGCGUGAGCGUUGAGGACUCAAGCGCCGUUAUCCUGGAAUUGCAGCGAUCUCGAUGA